UUUCACAAAAUAUUUUCUGGCACUGGUGCUUGGACAAAAAUAUUCCAAGGUGAAGUAAUUCGGUUUUUAAAAACAGCUACAUAAUAUAACGGCCCAAUUGGAACAAAACAACAACACAUAGGCAGGGCGGCGCAGGGGUGUUAAGGCUGCUUUAGUCACACACAGCUGCGGGAUGAGUGCGAAAAGCAAACGCCCUGGCACUGGCACCAGCCAGACGCUGAAUGAAUGUGUGCAGGUGGUGGUGAGAUGUCGGCCAAUGAGCAAUCGCGAGCGCACCGAAGGUUCACCCGAGGUCGUAAAUGUUUAUCCUAAUCGCGGCGUUGUUGAGCUACAGAAUCUGGUUGAUGCAAACAAGGAGCAGCGCAAGGUGUUCACGUACGAUGCUGCUUACGAUGCCAGCGCGUCGCAGACGAUGCUUUACCAUGAAGUGGUCUUUCCUUUGGUCAGUUCUGUGCUGGAGGGGUUCAACGGCUGCAUAUUUGCGUAUGGGCAGACUGGAACCGGCAAAACCUUUACCAUGGAAGGUGCUCGAGGAAAUGAGGAUCUAAUGGGCAUUAUACCGCGUACAUUUGAACAAAUUUGGUUGCACAUCAAUCGGACCGAGAACUUUCAAUUUCUGGUAGACGUUUCCUAUUUGGAGAUCUACAUGGAGGAAUUGCGAGAUCUACUAAAGCCCAAUUCGAAACAUCUCGAGGUGCGUGAACGUGGAUCGGGUGUAUAUGUACCAAAUUUGCAUGCGAUUAACUGCAAGAGUGUUGACGAUAUGGUGCACGUAAUGCAGAUAGGAAACAAAAAUCGUACGGUCGGUUUCACCAACAUGAAUGAGCACAGUUCUCGUUCGCAUGCGAUUUUCAUGAUAAAAAUCGAGAUGUGCGAUACGGAGACAAAUACUAUCAAAGUCGGAAAAUUGAAUCUUAUUGAUCUUGCGGGCAGUGAGCGGCAGUCGAAAACUGGCGCUUCAGCUGAGCGCCUAAAGGAGGCUAGCAAAAUCAACUUGGCGCUCUCGUCCUUGGGCAACGUCAUUUCGGCCUUGGCUGAGAACUCGCCGCAUGUCCCAUAUCGUGAUUCAAAAUUGACGCGCUUGCUGCAGGACUCUUUGGGUGGAAAUUCCAAGACCAUUAUGAUUGCAAAUAUUGGACCUUCAGCAUACAACUACAACGAAACGCUGACGACCUUGCGUUAUGCCUCACGGGCCAAGUCCAUACAGAAUCAGCCUAUAAAGAACGAGGAUCCGCAGGAUGCCAAACUAAAGGAAUAUCAAGAAGAAAUCGAACGCUUAAAACGACUUAUUGCACCGCAGCAGCAACAGCGAAACGAAAAACUAGCGGCGGCAAAGAAACGCACAAAGAAGCCCAAAAAGGAGUUAACGAAUCGUGAGAUUGCCGACAGCGAUGCACACUUACCUGUGCAAAGGGAACUCACACAAGAGGAAAGUGAACCAGAGGAAGAGUCGGAUAAGGAAAAUGAAGCUGAGGUAGCCAAGUCCAAUGAGGAACUAGAGCGCGAACGAGUAGAGAACGCAAAACUGGCGGCAAAACUAGCCGAAUUGGAGAGUCAAUUGGUUCGAGGUGGAAAAAACUUGCUGGAUACAUAUAGCGAAAGACAAAUUGAAUUGGAGAAAAAAUUGGUGGAAAUUGCGGAGCGAAAAAAACGUGAAAUCGAGAUUCAGCAACAACUCGAACUUCAGGAGGAAACCACACUUGAAAUACGCGAAACUGUUACCUCGCUCGCCGGCACAGUUGAAUUAAUGAAGCGCAAGCUGUCAAAAUGCUGGUCGAAGUAUCUAUCAUUGCAGCAGGAACUCAAUGAUUGCAAACACGAUCAUAAUCAGGACCUACGGGAAUUAGAAAUGGCCCAGAAUGAGCUUAUCAAGGAGCUUAAGCGCCAGCUUCUUAUUAUUGAUAAUUUUGUGCCUAUUUCGGUUAAGCAACGACUUUACACUCAGGCCAAAUAUGAUGAAGAGCAAGAAGAAUGGAAAUUUUCAUCUUUACCAUUGUCCAGCGAUGGCAAGUUUAGCAACAAACGUCCAGUAUCGCAUCCACAGCGACGUCGACCGACCUCGGAAUAUGCGCUUCAGGAGGCCAAAUCGAAUGGGCCGAGCGCAUUGCGAUUUAAGAGCGAAAACAUUGUAAGCUACGAAUUGGAAAUGCCAUGCCGCACCACACAGGAAUAUCGUUCACCCAAAGUGUCCGCCUCACUACAGGCUGUCUUGGCGCAGGCCAUGCAUACUGGUGAUGAUAUCGAUAUCGUAGAUUCGCAUACGAACUCACUUCGCAAUCGUCUCGAAAACAUCAUCAAUGCUAAUGCUAAUGCAGCAGCCGUGUCUGCUGUUGGUACUGCAGCAACUGCUAUGAGCGGCACCGGCAUUGGCGUUGCCGCCCCCCUUGUGCGUAACAUUAAGUCCAGUCGGGGCGUGUUGCCUAGCCCCGGUUCGGCCCUUGAUUCGAAUCGGCGUCCACCUACAGGACGAGCGCAGCCUAAGAAGCCAGCAUCAGCCUAUCCGAAAGCUCGUGGUCUGGUAAACAAAUGAUCAUCAAGCUGUAAUAAUUCACUCGCAUUGGACCUUAAACUCAUCACACAACACUAACCAAAGUACUUACAUAUAGUCACAGUAUUUGCAUGCAUAUGAUCAAGUUAUGUAUUAUUAUGAUUACAAUUAUAUUAUAUCAAUAUAUA
Molecule: messenger RNA, 2676 nt
Organism: Scaptodrosophila lebanonensis
Lineage: Eukaryota; Metazoa; Arthropoda; Insecta; Diptera; Drosophilidae
Gene: Klp68D
Product: kinesin-like protein Klp68D
Exons: 3
Coding region: 173-2530 (785 amino acids)
Biological process (GO): microtubule-based movement
Molecular function (GO): ATP binding; microtubule binding; microtubule motor activity
Source: RefSeq, a predicted model, not a curated record